This is a messenger RNA of Lobosporangium transversale, 1618 nucleotides long. RefSeq lists its product as hypothetical. The transcript has 7 exons. Gene Ontology annotation, molecular function: FAD binding. Bases 158 to 1579 code for a protein of 473 amino acids. The record is from RefSeq and is a predicted model, not a curated record. NCBI's taxonomy places the organism in Eukaryota, Fungi, Mortierellomycota, Mortierellomycetes, Mortierellales, Mortierellaceae.
CACCUCAUUACACCUCAUUUCACCUCAUUUCACCUCAUCUCAUCUUAUACCAUUUCAUAUCAUCUCAUCUCAUAUCAUCUUGAUUCACAUUCCUUCUUUCGUCUUGUUCACUUCUAAUUCUCCAACCCUGUAUCAAUACUGCAGAUAAGAGGAAUUAAUGUCAACAGAAUUUCCUCCAACCAAAUCAGCCAGUAAACCCAAGGUACUGAUUGUCGGCGCUGGUAUUGCUGGACUCACAUUAGCCAUUCUUCUUGAGAAGGCUGGUGUCCCAUAUAAGGUCUAUGAUCGCAUGACAGAACUCAAGCCCUUGGGGUCUGGGAUGGGGUUUGGUGCAAAUGUAGGGCCAUUGUUCAAACAGAUUGGUAUUUACGAUGAGUUUGUCCGCCUUGGAAAGCGAUCCAAAUCAAUUGACUAUUAUAAUGAGGAACGUAAGCUGGAGCAUUCGAUGGAUUUCGAGAAAUGUACCGAAAUGGGAGGGUCUCCUGGCUAUAUGAUCCCUCGUCCCGUCCUUCAUGACUUAUUGUUUCGACAGGUACCAUCAAACAAAAUCUUUUUAGGAAAGCGAGUCCUGUACAUCAAGCAACGUCUAGAAGAUGGUGUCCAGAUCCAAUUCUCGGACAAUACAUCUGCAGAGGGUGAUAUUCUUGUUGGAGCUGAUGGUGCUCAUAGUACUAUUCGGCAAAAUCUCUAUGAGUCGUUAAAGAGCGAAGACCAACUACCAGCUUCAGAUGAUGGAGCUUUGCCAUUUAGUUGUAUUCAUCUUGUCGGACAAACCAAACCAUUAGAUCCUACAGCAUAUCCAGAGCUUACUGACUCCCGCACUCAUUUCGUAAGGGUUGUUGGGAACAACAAACCAUUCUCUUGGGGAUAUAUGACAGUGCAAGGUAAUAUCUUCUGUUGGAGCGCAACUCGAUACCUGGACAAUGAGAGUUCCAAGGAUGAUGGGAGCUUUCAAAAUUCAGAAUGGGGCCCUGAAGCCGCAAUUGCGAUGUGUGAAGAGGUCCGAGACUUUCCAUUGCCUGGAGGCAAGGACAACAAAUUGACCAUUGGAGAUCUCAUUGACAACACGCAACUGGUCUCUAAGGUCAAGUUGGAGGAGAAGGUCUUUGAUACAUGGUAUUCGGGAAGGACAGUUCUGAUUGGGGAUGCUUGUCACAAGAUCCACCCUGCUAGUGGUGCUGGCGCUACUAAUGCAAUCCAGGAUGCGGUAGCAUUAGCAAACUGGAUCAGCGUAUUAGAUUCAACAGCAGUCAGCAAAAUUACAAAAGCCUUUGAAGAAUAUAAAGCAGAGCGCUACCCAGUUGUCAUGAAGGCCUAUGAGAAUGGGCGAGCGCUAUCCAAAGUGACGGCAACGGACCUGACUGCCAAGAUCAGUCGCUUCAUCACUAGAAACCUGCCGACUUGGCUCUGGAACAUCAUGCUUAAGCGCAUGGUUGAGUCGCGCCCUCAAGUGUCAUUCUUGCCAUUGGUAAAAGAUAAAGGAACUGUACCACCCACGUACCAGCCAAGUCUUCAAAAAACAUUAGAGAUCAGGAAGGCUAGAGAAACUGCAGAAGAAAAGGAUCCACUACAGUUAUAGUGAACUAGUAGAGGAGGUAUUGAUAAUAAAAUAAAAAAG